AUGAGCGACGCACCCAAGGUAGAUGCCCACAAUGGGCCUGUUCACGACCCCGAUCACCUCGAGGCCGCGCCUCGCAGGUCUUCCGACAAAGGUCUCGCCGACGGGCCCCCCAAGGGCGGUGGUCCUCUUUCUGACCCAAUCUAUCGCGCCAAGGUUGAGAAGAGCAUGAAGCGCAAGCUCGACACGUGGUGUUCCCUGUUCGUUCUGAUCUAUAUCAUGAACUAUCUCGACAGGAACAACAUCGCAGCGGCCCGUCUCCGUGGUCUGCAGGACGACCUCAACCUCAACUACUCGCAGUACGCGACGUGUUUGAGUAUCCUCUACGUCGGAUACAUUCUGAUGCAGGUCCCUUCCAAUAUUCUUAUCAACCGCAUCGACAGACCCUCUUGGUACAUUGCGGCAGCCAUGCUGCUGUGGGGUCUCAUCUCUACCCUUUCUGGUGUCGUCACCAACUUCGGAGGCAUGGUUGCUACGCGAUUCUUCCUCGGCUUUGUCGAGGCUGCAUUCCUGCCUGGAGCUCUUCUCAUCCUCUCGAAGUGGUACACCAGCCGUGAGCUCACCAAGCGUAACGCCAUUCUCUUCUGCGGAAACUUGAUCUCGAACGCCUUCUCGGCGCUCAUUGGUGCCGGUGUGCUGUCCAACAUGCAGGGUGUUCUGGGCCACGCUGCUUGGCGCUGGCUUUUCUGGAUCGAGGGCGCUGCCACCAUGGCCAUUGCCAUUGCGGCCGCUUUCAUUCUCCCCGAUCUGCCCCACAACUCGAAGGGCUUCACCGAAGAGGAGCUUCAGGUCGCUCAAAUGCGCAUGACGGAGGACGUUGGCGAGGCAGAUGCCGAUUCUGCCGAGCAGGGCGCCCUAGAUGGCUUCUACAUGGCUGUCAAGGACUACAAGAUCUACCUCAUGAUGAUCACCUUCACCACCUACGUCAUCGGUCUGUCGUUCAACGCCUACUUCAGCGUUUCUGGCACAUUGUCUGGCCCCAUCUGCAUGGGUAUCGUCGGCUUCGUCAUUUCAAUGGCCACCGACAACGUCGCCGCCCGCUACGUCGCCCUCUUCCUCCAGGCUGGAGCCUACGCUGGCUUCAUCGUCUUCUACUCCUGGAUCUCGUCCUCCUUCCCCCGGCCUCCGGCCAAGCGUGCCGUCGCCAUCGCCAUGAUCAACGCCUUCUCUCAGAUUGGUAACAUCAUCGGCUCCUAUGUGUGGAACCUCGAGGCCAACGGCUUCCGCGGCAGCUACGGCAUUGUGCUCUCCAUGUUCGGCGUCACCAUUGUCGGCUGCUACGGCUUCCGCGUCGUGCUCGUCAACCUCAACAAGAAGAUUGAGCAGGGCGGCGCCGCGUGGGAGACGCACGGCGAUGUCGCAGCGCAGACGGCUGAGCUCGCUCAGGAUGAUCCCACCAGGCUGCCUUCGACAUUCAGGUACCUUGUGUAA
Verticillium alfalfae VaMs.102 is the source of this 1428-nucleotide messenger RNA. Its product is annotated as pantothenate transporter liz1. The record is from RefSeq and is a predicted model, not a curated record. Gene Ontology annotation, biological process: transmembrane transport. Gene Ontology annotation, cellular component: membrane. Lineage: Eukaryota; Fungi; Ascomycota; Sordariomycetes; Glomerellales; Plectosphaerellaceae. The coding region runs from base 1 to 1428 and encodes 475 amino acids. Gene Ontology annotation, molecular function: transmembrane transporter activity. The transcript is spliced from 3 exons.